Messenger RNA from Botrytis byssoidea, 1944 nucleotides. RefSeq lists its product as uncharacterized. The transcript has 6 exons. Lineage: Eukaryota; Fungi; Ascomycota; Leotiomycetes; Helotiales; Sclerotiniaceae. Bases 1 to 1944 code for a protein of 647 amino acids. Gene Ontology annotation, molecular function: flavin adenine dinucleotide binding; succinate dehydrogenase (quinone) activity; electron transfer activity. The record is from RefSeq and is a predicted model, not a curated record. Gene Ontology annotation, biological process: mitochondrial electron transport, succinate to ubiquinone; tricarboxylic acid cycle.
AUGUCUUCAUUUGCUAUGCGUAGAUUCACAUCUGGUCCUUCGUUCUCGAGGGCAUUGAAGAAUCAAACUAGAUCUUUCUCAUCGACGAGACCUGCAGCUCGAAUCAUUACACAUGCGCCACUAAGAGCAAAGGAAGCUUCGCCUUUCGUGAGCAAUAAAUACCCGGUCGUUGAUCACGAAUAUGAUGCUAUUGUCAUCGGUGCUGGAGGAGCAGGUUUGAGAGCAGCAUUCGGUCUCGCCGAGGCUGGUUUCAACACUGCAUGCAUAUCAAAGCUUUUCCCAACUCGAUCACAUACCGUAGCCGCGCAAGGAGGUAUCAAUGCUGCUCUGGGUAACAUGCACGAGGACGACUGGAGAUGGCACAUGUACGAUACCGUCAAGGGUUCAGAUUGGUUGGGAGAUCAAGAUGCUAUUCAUUACAUGACAAGAGAAGCGCCUGCAUCUGUCAUUGAGUUGGAGAACUACGGUUGCCCAUUCUCAAGAACUGAUGACGGCAAGAUUUAUCAACGUGCUUUCGGUGGUCAAUCACAAAAAUUCGGAAAGGGUGGACAAGCAUACAGAUGUUGUGCAGCUGCUGACAGAACUGGACAUGCACUUCUCCACACUCUCUACGGUCAAUCCUUAAGACAUAACACCAACUACUUCAUCGAAUACUUCGCCCUCGACUUGAUCAUGGAGGAUGGAGAAUGUAAGGGUGUUAUUGCAUACAACCAAGAAGAUGGUACCCUCCACAGAUUCCGCGCACACAACACUGUCUUGGCCACUGGUGGUUACGGACGUGCCUACUUCAGUUGUACAUCCGCACACACUUGUACUGGUGAUGGAAUGGCUAUGGUUGCUCGUGCCGGAUUACCUAACCAGGAUCUUGAAUUCGUUCAAUUCCAUCCUACUGGUAUUUAUGGCGCUGGUUGCUUGAUUACUGAGGGUGCUCGUGGUGAGGGUGGAUAUCUCCUUAACUCUCAGGGUGAAAGAUUUAUGGAACGUUACGCACCAACCGCCAAGGAUUUGGCUUCCCGUGAUGUUGUUUCUAGAUCAAUGACCAUGGAAAUCAGAGAGGGACGUGGUGUUGGCCCAGAAAAAGAUCACAUCUAUCUCCAACUCAGUCAUCUUCCACCUGAUGUUCUCCACGAACGUCUCCCAGGUAUCUCUGAGACCGCAUCCAUUUUCUCUGGUGUCGAUGUUACAAAGCAACCUAUCCCAGUUCUUCCAACAGUCCAUUACAACAUGGGUGGUAUUCCAACCAAGUACACCGGUGAGGUUCUCACUGUUGAUGCUGAGGGCAAGGACAAGGUCGUACCAGGUCUUUUCGCAUGUGGUGAAGCUGCUUGUGUUUCCGUACACGGUGCCAACCGUCUCGGAGCCAACUCACUUCUUGAUUUGAUCGUUUUCGGUCGUGCUGUAUCCCACACUAUUCGCGACAACUUCGAACCAGGAAUGCCACACAAGGAGAUCAGCGCCGAUGCUGGUGCCGAAUCUAUCAGCGUUCUUGACCAAAUUAGAACUGCUGAUGGUACCAAGAGCACACACGAAGUCCGUCUCGCCAUGCAAAAGACUAUGCAGACAGAUGUCAGUGUGUUCAGAACUCAAGAGAGUUUGGAUGAGGGUGUCACGAAGAUCAAUGCUGUUGAUCAAACAUUCAAGGAUAUCAAGACCCAAGAUAGAAGUAUGAUCUGGAACUCGGAUUUGGUUGAGACUUUGGAAUUGAGAAACUUGUUGACUUGCGCUGUUCAAACCGCCGAGGCAGCUGCCGCCAGAAAGGAAUCUCGUGGAGCACAUGCUCGCGAAGAUUACCCAGAGAGAGAUGAUAAGGAAUGGAUGAAGCAUUCUUUGACCUUCCAAAAGAAGCCACAAGGAAAGACCGAUUUGACCUACAGAGCUGUUGUAGGCCACACCUUGGAUGAGAAUGAGUGCAAGGCUGUCCCACCUUUCAAGCGUGUAUACUAA